ACAGCGUUUUGGACUAUACGACCGGGCGGUGCUUCUUGCUCGGCAAGCCACUCACCACCAACCAACGUGUUGCAUCAGGUUGUUAGUUGGACACCAGAGUGGAUAGCCACGUGUGGAUGAAGUGCGGGUACCCAGACGUUUGAUAUGGGUGGUGCUUUGGACAAGUGCACCGUCUGGUGCCACACGGGUGUGACUAGACCCUUCGAUGCGGGCGAGUCAGAAAGAGAAUGGAAGAGACAACAUGAACAGUACGAAAAGAAUCCCAUGUAUAAGUUACUUCAUCUGGCUGGAAGAGGUCGUCUACUUGAGGAGUAUGACCGAAUAGGCGAGGCUGAUUUCAAGGAGUUCAUGCGAAGAAGGGUAAGCCCGUUUCUGUAUAAUGAUGGCGAAGGGAAGACCAUCACGAAAGUAGACUACGCUAUGUACAGACAGAGGAUGAAAUCAGAGUCCCAGGGCAAACUACUGGUCAAGCGAAUGUCCAACAAGGAGCUGGUACUGCACUUCGAUCGGUCCAAGUUAGCGGCGAUUAGUCGGUUCCGUCAGCGAGAUGCCUGCUGGGACCUGACUAAGAGAGGGGAGGUCGGGGAGACGGCCCUGCAUCUCUGCUUCUUAAAUAACACCGAGACUCAUCUAAAUAUUGCACGCAUCAUGCUGGACAUGUACCCUAAGAUGGUACUGGAUAUAUUCGAAGGGGUCGAGUACUAUGGAGAAAGCUGUCUUCACUUUGCCAUCAUCAACAACAAUCUCGAGUGGGUAAAGCUCCUCGUACUUCGCUACAAAGCCCGCCUGGACCAGCAGGCCAGUGGACGAUUCUUCAGGCCGAACGACCUCAAGGAAGGCACCCGCUCGGCGUUCCGUCAUUCCACAUACGAGGGGCACGCCUACUACGGGGAGUACCCGCUGGCAUUCGCGGCGAGCGUCGGCAACAAGGAGAUCUACGAUUUCCUGGUCACGGAGGGGCUGAAGAACGAGAAGGGACGGGGAACUGUCAACCCUGACGCCAAGGACACCUUUGGUAACACCGUAGUACACAUGGUCAUCAUUCAUAACCAAAAGCACAUGAUGAGCCACGUGAUUAACCACACUGCUCUACCGGCCCGCCAUGACAUCUUCAACCACGCCGGCUUGACCCCUCUCGAGCUGUCUUACCGACUGGGUCGAGGGGAGCUCUUCGCCCACCUGUUGGACCUGUCCAGUGAGACGCAGUGGACCUACGGCAACGUAGCUAACGUCGCUUAUCCACUCACGGGAUUGGACUCCAUCGGGUCCGGUGGAGAACUCAAUGACAGAUCGGCUCUGCGGAUGAUAGUGCAAGGAGACAAGCUGCAACAUCUUAAGAUGCUGGAGGGUCAGAUUAUACAGAGACUACUGGAAGAAAAAUGGAACCGAUACGCCAAGCGGAUAUUGAUGAUACGGUUCGCCUGGACUGUGAUCCAUUUAGCACUUCUCUCUAUUGUAGUGGUUUUACGACCACCACCGGACGAGCACCUACUGACCAUCAGGGAACUUGGUGAUAGGCACUGCCUGAAGGAUUUGGUUCGACUAACAGCUGAGGUUUUGGUUCUCGUGAGCUGUGCUGUCAAAUUUGUCGUUGGUAUCUACGAGAUGAGAUCACAGGGCUCAAUCAGUAAAAGCUUUAUUGAGUUGCCAGAGAAGUGUAUUUCCCUUGUGGCGAUAUCUCUGUUGUAUGCAUGCAUUCCACUGCGAUUGACCGGACUACGUGAAGCCGAAGACUACUUACUGGUGGUGGCAGUGCCCCUAUCUUGGUGCUGCAUGCUGCUCUUCUACCGGGCACACCGGAAGCUCGGCCCUCUAGUGGUCAUUAUAGGCAAGAUGUGCACCGGUGACCUGCUACGGUUCACCAUCAUUUAUUGCAUCUUCGUCUACAUGUUUGUUGGAGUUUUCUACUAUGGAUAUCUUGGUAUGUCUAAUGUGAGCUCAAAUGGCAACAACUGCACUGUGCCUCACGGUUACACUGACGUCAAGAGUGCGGCCGUCACCAUGUUCCAUAUGACCUUUGCAAAGUUUCGUGUGAGUGAUCUUGACCUGUCCCGGGCACCAUGGCAGAUCUACGUCGUCUUCGUCGUCUUCGCUCUCUUGAUCCCAGUGCUACUACUCAACAUGCUCAUCGCCAAAAUGGCGCGAACGUUUGAGAAGAUCAAGGAACGUUCCCGGAUGGAGUGGAAACGCCAGUGGGCAAUGAUCAUCUUGAACAUGGAGCGCUCCCUGAGCAGUGCGAGUCUAGCCCGGUACCAGAAGGCCUAUUCCACCGAGGUGAAGAUGGGUAGGGCACCGGCCGUCCGAGAGGUUCUCUCCCAUCAGCCUCAGAGGACAACCCUGUCUUGGAAGGAGCAGAUGAGGCAGACGUCUAGGCGACACUUCGGGAGCUUCAAGUGGCAGAGAAGUCUUAGGGAGGAGUAUCUAACCCACGACGACGCCGAGAGGGGCGAGAGAACACCCAUGGCUCAGCUGGCUACUCCUGAGGACGUUGAGGACGAAGACGACCCCAAGAACAACCGACUCUGUCGAGCCCUUCUGGUCGUCAAGACACUACCGAAGGGAAAAGCCAGGGUCAGGAAUGUCUGCACGAGAUGGAGGGAGGCAGGAGCACGCGCACUUGUCUCCAAGCUGACUUAAUAUGAUAUCCCUUCAUCUACAACAAUAAAGAUAGUGGAAGAGAAUUCAACAUGGAGCUGUGGGAACAGAGUAUAGGAUACAGAGGGACCUCCAUAAAGAUCCCUCCUGAGCAGCAGACGUGGCUCACUUUGUGUAUCUCAACGUAUGCAUAAGACGUGAAAAUUUGGACUCAAUCGGUCGUCGAAGUUGCGAGAUAAUAAUGAAAGAAAAAAUACCCUUGUCACACGAAGUUGUGUGCACAACCAGAUGAGGGCGGUAGUUGUAGUUUUUAAGUUAUGACCGUUUAUCAGACCAAUUUGAACUUAGUUGGUGAUCUCUAGCGAACGCCUUGUGCAACAAAACAAAAUUAAUUUGGUUAAUUGAUAUUAAUUUAUGAAUAAAAGAAAGCAGGCUCUUUAGUUUUUAUAGCACCAUUAAGCAUUUUAAUAUUAUUCAACACAAUACAUCCAAUGGCAUUCUAUAUACAUGUACAUGUACAAUAUGUAUAAUAAUAUUCGAUGUAAAAAGCAAUAUUUAUAGGAUUGUUAUACUAAAGCAAUGCUUUCAAUGAUCGUUGUGCAAAAGUGAUUCUUAGACGUAUUGCACAGUGGUGAUGAAUAUACAGCCUGCUACACAGGGUUUUCUGGCUUCUUCCGGCCCGCAAAUUGUGUUAUGCACUACGAAAUUGCCACUGUCGUUGUGCUUUUCAAUAGGGAAUUUUAGUUGUUCUAUUAAAAUCGAUUCGAAAAAGGGAAUUCUGUUAAAAAACAUCAGGAAUGUGUUUGAGAAUUUGAGAAUGGCAACUGUAAUGUUCAGCAAAAAAUUGCUUCUGGUCCAAGCCCAUGUAGACUGAUAUAGUUUGCACUUGAAUAUUGUUGAAAAUGGGUUCUGAUGACCACAGGUCCUAAAACACUUGAGAAACUGGAUUGGUUUAAAACUUAAUUCUGGAAUAGUUGAUUUCGUCGAGACUCCGUGAAAGGUAGGACUUUCAUAUAAUUGGUAAAGAUACAAACCAUCAUUGUUUUAAAUUUAGGCGGAAAGCUUACUGAUUAAUGAGCUGAUCAAUAAAACAAAAAUUAUGGGAAAAAAUUUCCCUCUGACAUGAAGUCAUUGUGCACAAAAUCUGUACCUAAAAAAAUGACAACAUCGACAACCAAAUUAGAAGGCAUUGUUCAGGAUUGGGAGAUGUAAAAACGUCAUUGAUUAAAAGCUAAUUGAUUUUAAA
This is a messenger RNA of Asterias rubens (European starfish), 3841 nucleotides long. RefSeq names its product transient receptor potential cation channel subfamily V member 6-like. Lineage: Eukaryota; Metazoa; Echinodermata; Asteroidea; Forcipulatida; Asteriidae. The transcript has 17 exons. The record is from RefSeq and is a predicted model, not a curated record. Gene Ontology annotation, biological process: calcium ion import across plasma membrane. The coding region runs from base 145 to 2637 and encodes 830 amino acids. Gene Ontology annotation, molecular function: protein binding; calcium channel activity. Gene Ontology annotation, cellular component: membrane.